Molecule: messenger RNA, 1866 nt
Organism: Spinacia oleracea (spinach)
Lineage: Eukaryota; Viridiplantae; Streptophyta; Magnoliopsida; Caryophyllales; Amaranthaceae
Exons: 1
Coding region: 1-1866 (621 amino acids)
Molecular function (GO): RNA-DNA hybrid ribonuclease activity; nucleic acid binding
Source: RefSeq, a predicted model, not a curated record
AUGAGGAGAGCACUGGGAACCCCGAGCACGGAAAAACUAGGGACUUAUCUUGGAUGCAACGUGGAAGUUGAUGGAAGAAGCUCUCAAGUUUUCAACUCCCUUAUUGAGAAGGUGCAGAAUAAGGUGAAUUCGUGGAAAAACGUCACCCUUUCACAAGCUGGAAGACUGCUCCUCGUAAAUGGGAUUCUAGCCGCCCUUUGUACCAACAUCCUCUCAGUUUUCCUGGUCCCAAAACAGGUAAAAAAGAAGAUAGACUCCUUACUAUGUAGGUACUGGUGGAAAGGUAAUUGUGAUACUAAAGGCAUAUGUUGGAGGAAGAGGAAACUACUGGAAAAGCCAAAGAAUCAAGGGGGUGUGGGGUUAAGAAGCAUUGAAAAUUUCAACAAAGCUCUUCUGGUCAAACAAGCACACCGUAUCCACAACAACGGCCAACUACUCAUAGCUAAGAUCUACAAAGCAAAGUACAAGGGGUCACCAGUGGAUUGUGGACUUGAGGACAGGAUAAGCUCGACAUCAUCAUGGGGUUUCAGAGGAUUGGCUAAGUGUGUAAGGGAUUGCAAAGAAGGAUUUGGUAAAAUCAUUGGGAGUGGGGACUCGAUUAUUAUAGGGGAAGACAAUUGGUUAUUGGAUCGCAAGCCUAUCUUUAAAACACAGGAGAGUUUAACAUCACUGAAGGCCAGACCAGUUCGGGACUUGUUUAUUACAGGCUCAAGGGUGUGGAACAAUCGACUUGUUUGGGAAUCCUUCUCAACUGAAUCUGCUAGAGCAAUUUUGAGCAUGCACAUCCCUACGAACAUAGGUGAGGAUAGAAGGACUUGGAUGCGGUCGGAGAGUGGAGAAGCAACUGCUAAGUCGGUCUACGACUACAUCCAAGGUUUGAAGGCGGAACACGGGAGUGUUGACCAAACCCACUCGUUCUGGAAACACCUGUGGGGAAUGCAGAUUUUACCGAAAUGGAAGGUGUUUCUCUGGAAGGUUUGUAAUAGAGCCUUGGCCUUAAAUAUAAACCUCUGUAAGCGCGGUAUUCAGGUGGAGAGGCGUUGCCACCUAUGUGGGAUGGCUGAUGAGGAUGAGCGUCAUCUCUUCCGUGACUGUAUGAUAGCCAAGCAUGUCUGGAGAGCAGGUGACCUUGGGCUGGUACUUGAAGAGGUGGAGUCGUUAGAUAUUCAAACUUGGAUAAAGAACUACUUUCAUUACUUAUGGAAAGAAGAAGGGCCUAAUAGCCCACGUGCAAUAUGCAUGGUUAUCACACUUUGGAGCAUUUGGCUCCACAGGAACGCAGUGGUUUUCAAAAGCAAUACAACCAACCCGGCCUCUAUCAUGGGGAUAAUUCAUCAAAUGAAGAAAGACAACGACCUAGGGUCUAACAUUAGAUGUGAGCUUGCCAAGUUGGCUCGGGCAAAGAAACAGGAUCAUCCAAAUCCGGUUGCGCUAAUCAAAGGGGUCUUCAACUACACAGGGACACGACUAAUGGUGGAUGGGGCAUGGAAGAAAAAGAAGAACGGCGACUCCGUGGCGGCAAUUGGAUGGGUUAUCAACCAUGACCAAAAUGUAAUAGCAAAGGGUGGGGGAAGAAUUAGGGCAGUUUCCGGCUUACAAGCGGAAGGAUAUGCUAUCUUACGUGGCCUGAAGGAAGCUAAUAAAUGUGGGUGCAGGCAGAUCACUACCUUGUCGGAUUCUAGGACAAUUUGUAAACUCCUCCAGGAAGGUAAAGAUGGGCCCAUCGAGAUUGCUAGUAUACUAUCGGAAAUUAUCGCUUUCGCAGGUUCUUUUGAUUUCUGUUCAAUAGUUAAUGUAAGUAGAGAUAGGGUCAGACCUGCCCAUGACCUAGCUUAUAUAGCUAGAAAACAUGGGAUGGUGGAUUAG